Messenger RNA from Silurus meridionalis, 1720 nucleotides. Its product is annotated as E3 SUMO-protein ligase ZBED1. Bases 586 to 1401 code for a protein of 271 amino acids. The record is from RefSeq and is a predicted model, not a curated record. The transcript has 2 exons. Lineage: Eukaryota; Metazoa; Chordata; Actinopteri; Siluriformes; Siluridae.
CCGCUUCAGUGUACAAAGCCGAUGUGUGGCGUCAAUUCAUCUUUCGUCACAGAGCAGGCACGAAAGAGAUUGACAAAAGUAUUGCUGUUUGUAAAAUGUGCAAUGCCAACGUCAAACAUUCAAAGAACACUACAAAUCUAAGAGCGCACAUAACGAGGCACCAUGCGGAUGCACGGAUAACAGAACAGCAGCAAAUGGCUAACGUAAAAGAGAGGAUCCCUGUCAACUCACCCUGGAGCAAGUUCACAGAUCAAAGUUACCACAAACCUCUGUCACUACUUUAUUUUAUUUGCAAAGAUAUGCGCCCUCUCAGUGUCGUAGAGAACGAAGGCUUCAGUCAUAUGCUGAAAACUUUGGAGCCUCGCUACACAAUACCAUCCCGCCAGCACAUUACGGACAUCGCUGUGCCCAACUUGUACAAUGAGGUAAAAAUGAGCGUACUACAAUCUCUUAGCUUAGCUGAGAGAGUCGCGUUGACAUGUGAUGCUUGGACAUCCCAGGCCACUGAAUAAUUCGUAACGAUAACAGCGCACUACAUAACGACUGAGUGGAAUCUGGUCUCGUAAUGUACUACAGACAAGAGCGAUGCAUGACAGUCACACAGGGAAUAACAUUGCAGAAUUACUAAAGGAGGCCGUCACUGAAUGGGGUUCGGAAGAGAAACAUCCAGUGAUUGUAACAGACAAUGCAUCCAAUAUGAAUGUCGCGGCUGGACUCGCAGACAUGACCCACAUCCGAUGUUUUGCGCACAGCCUGAAUCUUGCCUCACAGAAAGCACUAAAGUUGCCAGCAGUGGAGCGACUCCUUGGCAGGAUCAGACGUGUUACAAGCUUUUUCAGACACAGCACCAUAGCCAGCCACCAGCUAAUACAAAAGCAAGACCUGCUCCAGCUACCAAAACACAGGUUAAUUACAGAUGUUGUCACGAGGUGGAAUAUCUCUUAUGACAUGAUAGAUAGAUUUUUAGAACAACAACCAACCAUCUGUGCAGCACUACUUUCAACAGAGGUCAGAACGUGUGAAAAGGAUGUCUUUACAAUGAAUGAAGCUGACAUCACAUGUGCUGAGGAAGUGCUCAAGGCACUGAUGCCAACGAAGAAUGCCACAUUGGUAAUGUCAGAAGAGCCCACUUUUUCUGUCAUUGCACCACUUUAUUCAAAGCUUGUCAUGGGCACAGAAGAAAGUCCAGAUGAUACAAAGACAGCAAAGGACAUCAAGGCUGCUAUAGCACAAGAUCUGGGAAAGAGAUAUGCCAAUGAGAGGGAGACACUGUGCAUGGCAUCAGCUCUGAAUCCAAGGUUUAAGGAUCUACCCUUUCUCUCUGAAAUGGAGAUCAAAGAGACCUACUCCAAAAUGACGGAUGCUGUGGUGGCUGCCAUAAAGAAGCAACAGAAUUAUUGAAAUCGCCUUUUGCUGACGAUGAUGUCCUCGAUUCCUCUCCGCUCUUCAAACUUCUUCUCAAACACUGUGUAGUUCUUGAAAGCUGCUGGGCCUGCUGUUUGGGAAAUCAGUCGAGUGCGUAAUUUCAGAUCACCUGAACAUCUGAAUGCUUCAACUGAAAAAACACAAGCAUACACUCUCCUGAUGGAAAAUCUAUUUCACAAAAUUAAAGGCAUAUUUUAUGAUAUCUUACUGAUUUCAUCUACAAAAGCCAAGAUAAAUACACUGUAUUAUUUACUGUAUUACUUGAGCAAUGUAAUUGUGUAUAUCCUUAAAGUGA